UAGCGUGGAGCUCCAGUCUGCAGCUAGACUACUUUGGGGUUUGUGUCACUCGUGCGUGCGCUGGCUGUCACCUCGUGUACUGUUGCGUUACCUCGGCGUGUGCUCCUGGUGCCUGCUGACAGCUUCACGUGGGGAUGGUGUGACUUCCUUAUUAUAUCCCUAUAAGGUCACGAUACCAUGGAGAAAACGCGCAACAUCUUGUUGGUUGGGGAAGGAAACUUUUCCUUCUCGCUGUCACUUUGCUGUUCCAGCCUUGAGACGCAUCACAUAACUGCCACAUGUUAUGAAUCAGAAGAUGUUAUUUCCAGACAACCGGAUGUCUGGGACAAUGUGCAGCAGUUACAAGGCCACGGAGCUGAUGUCUACUUUGGCGUAGAUGCGACUAAGCUAAAGGAACAUGCUUGUUCUGCUAAUAAACCUUAUGAUCGGGUUAUUUUCAAUUUCCCACAUUAUGGCAGGAAAGCAGGUGUGAAGAAGAACCGGAAUUUGUUAGCCGCAUUUUUUUGUAGCUGCACAGAUAUUCUGUCUCCAGAAGGUGAUAUCCAUGUAGCUUUGUGCCAGGGACAAGGAGGAACUCCUGCUGACCAGCCAAUCAGAGAGUGGCAUAACAGCUGGCAAGUGGUUGCUAUGGCAGCGAAGGCGGGAUUCAUCCUGAGUGCCGUGGUACCGUUUAAUAAUGUGCUAUACACGGGUUAUCAGUGCACUGGCUACAGAAGCCAGCAAAAGGCGUUCUUCACAGAAGGUGCGUUGAACCAUAUCUUCACAAGGAGUUUGCCAUUAGAAACUCUGACACCAUUGAAGGCCAUCUAUGCACUGACUGAGACAGAACCUUCCUUCUUGAUCCCCGAAGAGACUGACGGUUAUAUACAUAGGUGGUUGGCAAGAGAUGUGUGCCAUCCUGCCAGGAUUCUGAAUGAAGAGCUCCUUGCCUUUGUUGGAGAGAGUGUGCCAGUGAUCAGACUAGAAGAUACGUUCCCUCUUGUGUGUAGGACCAGCUGUGGCACAGCCAUUCCCUGGUGUUCGGUACCCUCAGCCUGUCUGUACUAUGUCAGGAGUAACAAGGAUGAAGCAUCUUCUAGAACGUCUUGCCCUGAAGAACCAAUGCAGAGAUGUUAUCUUUACAAUUGCAAGAUAAAGACGCACCAUGGUAUUCAUGAAGACUGCACAGGGCAGAGCUCCGUGACACAUUAUUUACGUCCUUCACUAACAUACCUCCUUGAUGAAAUCAUUCAUGGGCCAGACUUUGUACCAAGUUCUUUAUAUACUUUGAGUGGUCCUGUUUUCCGGAAGUGCUUAGUUUCGAGGAGUACCAUGCCAGUGUACCACGAGACCCUAAUACUAUGGGGUUAUCAGAGUAAUGUAAUAACAACAAAACUUCAGCUAAUUAUGGAUACUGUAACAAAAGCUGUGGAAUCUCUUAUGUUUAUUUAUGAACAAGCUAUUUUGGACAAAGAAAUGAACCAGAAGGUUAAUGCAAUGAAUUCUAAAUUAUCUUUUCACCAGGACCCUACUGAUGACCAGUACACCAUUAUCAUCUCAACAGCGUUUAGUAAUCAAGUUGUAGGGUCCAUAAAUAAGAUUGAGCCUCAGCAAAUAGACAUCAACUUUGGUCUUAUUUUUAUGACUCUCAACCUUGACUUAAUGUCAAUGUGUCUUCUAAACAUCCCAGACUGGCAAAUGUUGUGGACACUGGAUGAGCGAUUCAUACAACAGUACGACAAACGCCAACUCAAGUUGUUUCAAACCAUCUCUCUCUACCCACCAUGUUAUACCCAUGAUGUCAGCUUCUGGGUGGGAGAAGAUGAAGAAUUUGAUGAACUAGAGUUUCACAGUUUGGCAUUGAGGGUUUCUAAGGGCACAGUUACAAAUAUACAGCUGAAGGACAGAUUUGAAGACUCCCAGGUGGGUCGGAUCAGCCUGUGUUAUAGGCUCACGUACCAAUCAUGUGAUAGGGCCUUGAGUUACGAGGUGACAUCACAAAUGCAACUGCUGCUAAGGGAAGAGCUGCAAAAAUGUUUACAUGUAACAGUUAGGUAGAGAAUCUAUAGAAUAAUUAUGAAUGAUGUAGGGCAGUUUGAAUUAUAAACGUAGAAAGCUUAAGAAGGAGUUUCACAUAGAGAGGAGACAGAUGCUAAUAUAGUGAGUGAAUUUACAGGUAUAUUAAAGUCAUUUCGACUUUGUUUUAUCCAAAAAAAAGGUGGGGCUUUUUUAAAACUUUUUUUUAUAACUGAUUGUCCAAAAAAAUAAACAAAUGUGCUUGUGCAGCGUAUUUCUAUUCACCAAUAGGAUUGUGGGAGUGUUCCUUAUUAGCCUUUGAGUUUCUAUCGCAUGAACUAACCCUGUACUUCCUAUUAAUUUAAAGAUCAAAUAAACAGAUAUAACGUUUA
This is a messenger RNA of Bombina bombina (fire-bellied toad), 2387 nucleotides long. RefSeq names its product ferredoxin-fold anticodon binding domain containing 1 (gene FDXACB1). Bases 178 to 2037 code for a protein of 619 amino acids. Gene Ontology annotation, molecular function: rRNA (uridine-N3-)-methyltransferase activity. The record is from RefSeq and is a predicted model, not a curated record. Gene Ontology annotation, biological process: rRNA base methylation. Gene Ontology annotation, cellular component: cytoplasm. Lineage: Eukaryota; Metazoa; Chordata; Amphibia; Anura; Bombinatoridae. The transcript is spliced from 6 exons.